AUGAUCCAUCCGAAAUCGACAUCACGGUCUCUUGCCCAAGCUGCCUUGGAGCAGAUCAAGGACCACCCUGUAAUUGCCGGUACAGUCGGCAGCGUCGUUCUUACGCCCAUCUUGGGUCCUGUCGUCCUAUGCAGUACUUUUACAAAGUCUGAGUUGUGGUUGAUUCCGUUGAAUGUAACAUCCAAGGCCGCGAAGCUCGCCCCGCACAGGGCUCGCCCUCCCUCGCGAGCGGGCCAAGGUCUGAGUGACGCACCCCCGACGGCUCCAGCCGAGCCCGACCCUAGCUGUAACCAGCCGCGCGGCGUACCAGAAACGCCCCCAGCAACGGCCUUCAUCCGUCUGCGACCCCACGGAGGGACAAGGGCGGAGGGGAACCCGAAGACAUCCCUCCAAGCCGUCGAUCCGGAUCGAGUGGACGAGGGCCCCGGUGGCGCUGGGCUUGCAAGGCGCCGCGGUGCCCGGGCGCGCGACCGCCGAUCUGCGCUUGUGCGAUCCUCCGCCGAGCCCCUCGUGGGUCGCGGGCGUGCGGGGGACAGUAUGGCGGCGCCUUGGGACUACCACUAGUUUCUUUGGUGCCGCCAACAGCCUGCCCCUCGCCGCGAAGGACUGCGAAAGUGCUGUGAUGCCGCUUCUAUAGCCGAGCUCAAGAUGCAUUCCGUCCUUUGGCUCCACACUCGUGCAGAUCGGUGCGCGCCCUUGAGUGCAAUUCGCGGCUCACUCCCUGCAGCAGCGCACUGGUAUAGUCGCUGCGGUGUGCUCUAUGUGCACCGCUAUGCGUCUAUACGCGCUGCGGCAAGUGAAACUCGAUUCAGACUACUCUGGGUCUGCUGCCAAUUUUUCUAUACCCUCUCCGGCUUGCUGGAGUUCAGACACACGUCUUGCGGUAAUGUGUAUUGUACUAAUGUAAAUAGAUAGACAUGAACAUCGUCUUGGUUUCGCCAUUUUCGUGAU
Schizophyllum commune H4-8 is the source of this 951-nucleotide messenger RNA. RefSeq lists its product as uncharacterized. Bases 1 to 564 code for a protein of 187 amino acids. NCBI's taxonomy places the organism in Eukaryota, Fungi, Basidiomycota, Agaricomycetes, Agaricales, Schizophyllaceae. The transcript is spliced from 4 exons. The record is from RefSeq and is a predicted model, not a curated record.